CGCAUGUUGCACAAGCAAAAGCACUGUGUACGGUCCCAAAUAUAGCUAGUGCAGAAGUGAGCGUCCAGUGUCAGCGUUCAGACGUCGCAUUAUCUGCCAGCGGCUCCACGUCAGCCGCAGCCUUUCGGAGGCUCACGCGCGCGCCUGCUCCGCUUUGUUUGCGUCGCGAGUAAAGAUCUCCAGCUGUAAAUAACCACCCGGUCGUGGAUUCAGCAAAGACACGCGACUGACGAUGUGCUCGGUUAUAAACGGGCUGAGGCCCCUUCAGCGGAGCCUCGCUCUGGCGCUGAGACUCAGAGCGAGCACCGAGGGCUGGAGCGGCGCGGCAGCCGCCAGCAGGCGCGUCGCUCCCGGCUCGAGCACUGGCGUUGAACCGGCUGCGGGCAGAAGAUCGUGCUGCGGCCUGGCGUCGACCAAAGGACUGCUCUUCAGACAGCUGUUUGAGUCAGAGAGCAGCACCUACACCUACCUGCUGGCAGACGCACAGACCAAGGAGGCCGUGCUCAUCGACCCGGUUCUGGAGACCAUUGACAGGGACCUGAAGCUCAUAGAGGAACUGGGAGUGAAUCUUAAAGUGGCAGUGAACACCCACUGCCACGCCGACCACAUCACCAGCACUGGGCUGAUGAAGAAAAGAGUGGUGGGGCUGCAGAGUGCCAUCUCCAAGUUCAGUGGAGCUGCUGCAGACAUCCAGCUGUCAGAGGGAGACCACAUCACCUUUGGGAAACAGCAUCUGACAGUGAGGGAGACUCCAGGACACACUGACGGCUGUGUGACGCUGGUGUUGGGGGAUCAGAGCAUGGCUUUUACUGGGGACGCGCUGCUGAUCAGAGGCUGCGGCAGGACGGAUUUCCAGCAGGGCUCUGCUACAAGACUCUACCACUCAAUUCAUCAAAAGAUCUUCACCCUGCCUGACCAGUGUCUUGUCUACCCAGCACACGACUACUUAGGUCAAACUGUGUCCACGGUUGGUGAGGAGCGCAAGUUUAACCCACGUUUGACCUUGAGUCAACAGGAGUUUGUGAACGUCAUGGACAACCUGAAUCUCCCCAAGCCAGAUAAAAUAGAUGUUUCAGUGCCUGCUAAUCUGGUUUGUGGAGUACACCAAGUUUGAUGAUUCUACAUCAAAAACUACAUGAUGGCAAAGUGGUUCACCUUUCCAUUGUGUUUUCAGUAGAGUUACUCCAAAACCACACAGUGUUUUUUAUAUUUGUAUGUAAAUCUAAAGAUAUAUUUAACCAGAUGUUGUCAUUUGGUUUGAAGUUACUGUUCUAUUGGAAUGCAAUUAGGUCAUAUUUAGAGUUAUACAUGUGAUGACCUCUAACAAUUUGUACAGAAAGAAAAAACACUAUUACAGUUUUUUUUUUCGCAUUAAUUUUUAAUGUAAGUAUUUUUUAACAGCUGUAUUAUUGAAUGUGAAUAAGAGCUGAACUGUUCAUUUAUA
Betta splendens (Siamese fighting fish) is the source of this 1444-nucleotide messenger RNA. Its product is annotated as persulfide dioxygenase ETHE1, mitochondrial-like. Gene Ontology annotation, biological process: glutathione metabolic process; hydrogen sulfide metabolic process. Lineage: Eukaryota; Metazoa; Chordata; Actinopteri; Anabantiformes; Osphronemidae. The transcript is spliced from 7 exons. The record is from RefSeq and is a predicted model, not a curated record. The coding region runs from base 233 to 1114 and encodes 293 amino acids. Gene Ontology annotation, molecular function: sulfur dioxygenase activity.